AUGGCAAUUCAGCCGAUGAGCAGCGCAGAUAUUACUGCUAUAUCAGAUGGCGAUAGCAAUGCUCGAAAAUGUGUUGUUAUCAAAAAGAAAAAAAUUGGAGACGACAUGGAGAAAAUUGAAAUGCGUUUUGUCUCAUACAACAAAAUAGUAAAGGGAUCGAAGGCGUCGCACAUUGAUAUAAUCACUGAAGCGUCUUCAUACUUGAAAGAAAAAGCGAAAGAGAUUGAUUAUCAAUCAUCGCAUACUCCGAAUGGCUCGUGUCGAACUGAGAAUUCGGAAUCGAAACCGAGCGCCACCGAAAAAGACAAAAGGAAACUUUGCCUAUGUAUUCCAGUCUUGACAAAACUUCGCACAAGUUUUGAUGAUUUGGAACAAGAUAAAAAGGCAAGCAAUCAUACAAGACGACAAUGUGGAACCCUUAAAGCACUCAUUGAUGAGAUUCUAUCUGAAGCAGCGUAUACCCUUGAUAAUGGCCACCCUGUUCAUCAGGAUUUGCUGAAGAAGGUCCAAAAUAUUAAUAACUUGGCGAGGAAGGUGCUAAUGAAAGGAUCAACCGUUGAGACUUUGGUUCAAGAUGAGAAUGAACUCGCCGUUUCAAAGUCGAGAACAAGUCCAUCGAGACUUUGA
Molecule: messenger RNA, 627 nt
Organism: Caenorhabditis bovis
Lineage: Eukaryota; Metazoa; Nematoda; Chromadorea; Rhabditida; Rhabditidae
Source: the annotation of a GenBank genome assembly